CCAUCUGGAGCUGGCAAAGAAGGAGGCAGUUUAUUAAUAGAUAAGGCCGAUUCUCUGAUUCUCCGGCAUCAACAAAACAGUUUGGACGCUUCCGCCGCGCCAGAUUGUGCGUUGUGACCCCUUUGCACCCUGCAAUGUGUUAAACUAGUGACGUGGUCAUGAAGAAACAAGUGGUUUUCGGCCUGCUCCUCGCCAGCGUUUUGGUGUUCAUUUCUGGACAGGAUGAUGACGAUUACUUGGAGCCACCGACGGUACUGAUUGCACUGCUGGUGCGUAACAAGGCCCACACACUGCCCAUGUUCCUGAGUUAUCUGGAACAACAGGAUUAUCCCAAACAAAGGAUUGCCUUUUGGUUACGUUGUGAUCAUAGUAACGAUGACAGUAUAGAUAUCCUGCAGACGUGGCUGGAGCACUCUGCAGAUCACUAUCAUGCUGUUAACUAUGUUCUGGAGCCCCAAGUUCGGAGUUAUGAAAACGAAAGUUCGCCAUACGAGUGGCCAGCAUCGCGUUUCAAACAUCUGAUCGCGCUGAAAGAGGAGGCCUUCCAGUAUGGUCGUAAUAUUUGGGCUGACUUUGUGUUUUUCCUGGACGCCGAUGUCUUUCUGACUUCGAAAGAUUCACUUAAAACCCUCACCCGUCUCCAAUUACCCAUUGUGGCUCCCAUGUUAAUCUCGGAAAGCUUGUACUCCAAUUUCUGGUGCGGAAUGACGGAGGAUUAUUACUACAGGCGCACAGAUGAGUACAAGGAGAUCUACCAUGUGAAAAAACAAGGCAGCUUCCCAGUGCCCAUGGUGCACACAGCCGUUCUGGUUAACAUGAAUCAUAAAGCGAUCAGGAAUCUCACUUUCGACAAAAACAAGCUAGUGGAAAUGCAGAGGAGCAGGCAGCAGGAACCGCUCUAUGAUGGACCUGCGGAUGAUAUUAUAGUAUUUGCCAUAUCCGCCAAUAGUUCAGGCAUACCCCUGCACAUCUGCAACGAUAUAAUCUUUGGCUAUAUACUGCAACCUCUAGAACCAGGUGAUUCCUUGGACAAUGAUCUCCAGCAGCUGGUAAAUAUCAGGGGCCUCAUGGUCAACGAUCUGGGUGCUGUGCCUCCUCUACUGGAUUACUAUAAGAAUUUGGCAAAGAAACCGGAGAAAAGCAAGCUCUCCUUGGAUCGUAUAUUUAUGAUAAACCUAAAGAGACGUCCCGAGAGACGGGAGAAAAUGGAGCAGCUUUUCGAGGAGCUGGGUAUAGAAGCCGAGUACUUUCCCGCUGUUGAUGGCAAAGAAUUAACCACGGAUCGUCUACAGGAGAUGGGCGUGCGGUUCCUGCCCGGCUACGAGGAUCCAUAUCAUCAUCGGGCCAUGACCAUGGGUGAGAUUGGCUGUUUCCUGAGCCACUACAGCAUCUGGGUGAUGAUGGUGCGCAAGGGGCUGAAGGAGGUGCUCAUUCUGGAGGAUGAUAUACGCUUCGAACCCUAUUUCCGGCAAAAUGCGGUCAGGGUCUUAAAUCAGGCCAGAGGCGCAGUGAAUUACGACCUCAUUUACUUUGGUCGCAAGCGUCUGAAGGAGGAAAGUGAACCGGGUGUGACAAAUGCGGACAAUCUUGUGCAUGCCGGCUACUCCUACUGGACAUUGGGCUAUGUCAUUUCGCUACAGGGAGCCUUGAAGCUGCUGGCAGCCAAGCCGCUUCACAAACUCAUACCUGUAGAUGAGUUUUUGCCCUUAAUGUUCGAUCGUCAUCCCAACAACACCUGGAGCGAAGCCUUCCCUAAAAGGAAUCUCGUGGCUUUAAGUGCCUCUCCACUCCUGCUGUAUCCCAUUCACUAUACAGGAGAUUCGAGUUACAUUUCCGACACCGAGGACUCGCAACAAAUCAAUGUGGAUACGAGUGAAGAAGGAGAAGCUCGACUGAAAAGCGAUCGGGAACAGGUUUUCGUCCAGGAGGAGGAAUGCACCCUCGAUCAGCAACUGAAGCUGGGCGAGAGUUUGCCCAAGAGCCACCAGGAACUAUAAAUUUCACCAAUUUCCAAAAACAUGCCAAAUUUUGUAUAGACUAAGAUAGACGUAUCUUGCCAAAUGCCAAAUGUGCCUUCAACCCAAAUCCACCAACCUAAAAACUAUUAACAACGAAUGUUAAAUUAGAAUUAAGCUUUGUUUAUCAGGCUGAAUAGAUUGUGCAAUUCUUUCUAAUAAUGAAUCUCAUUUAAAAUGUUCCUAUAUGUCAAAGCUUUCAUAUUAGAAAAAUGAGUUUCUAUAAAAGCAAUCUUAUGUAUGUUUUGUGUUUUAAAUGUUAACGUUUAAAGAUUUAUAUUUAUGGUUUAUCAUAGAAAAAAAUAAGAAAAUAACUUAAAUUGGAGUGAAAAGCAAUAUAUCUGUCUGAAUCAAAUUGCACAUCCUAUAGGCCGAAUCUUAGCUGUACACUAAUAUUUUACCAGCAUGCCAUUGACCUAGCAAUUAAGUAGGUUAUAAACACUGAUAUAAACUCACUUUAUUCCACUCACAAGUGGUGUGAAAAA
Drosophila rhopaloa is the source of this 2500-nucleotide messenger RNA. RefSeq names its product glycosyltransferase 25 family member. Gene Ontology annotation, molecular function: procollagen galactosyltransferase activity. The coding region runs from base 159 to 1997 and encodes 612 amino acids. Lineage: Eukaryota; Metazoa; Arthropoda; Insecta; Diptera; Drosophilidae. The transcript has 2 exons. The record is from RefSeq and is a predicted model, not a curated record.